This is a messenger RNA of Strongylocentrotus purpuratus (purple sea urchin), 1002 nucleotides long. Its product is annotated as neurotrypsin-like. The transcript is spliced from 4 exons. The record is from RefSeq and is a predicted model, not a curated record. Lineage: Eukaryota; Metazoa; Echinodermata; Echinoidea; Camarodonta; Strongylocentrotidae. Gene Ontology annotation, cellular component: membrane. Bases 1 to 1002 code for a protein of 333 amino acids.
AUGACUUUAUUCGCAUCUCUUGUUCGAGUUCGUCUGUCUGGAGGCCAUUAUCCUUGGGAGGGUAUCGUAGAGGUGUUCUACCAUGGCUCUUGGAGAUCAGUAUGUGAUGAUCGCUGGGACAUCAACAGUGGACAUGUUGUCUGCAGAUACCUUGGGAUAGGUACAGCUCUGGAUACCGACCAACAUGCUACCGCUUCUAAGGGAGCCCCAGAAUAUUUCUUAAAUGGCAUCAGUUGUGAUGGCAAUGAAUCCAGUAUACUUGAAUGUUCGUGGUCCAGUCUUCGUAAUCGCCAGUGCAAUUCGACCCGUAUCGCCAUGGUCCGAUGUUCAACUGGGAUUCGUCUGGUCGGGGGAAGGAAUAGCAGUGAAGGGAGAGUAGAGGUUUUCGCAAAGUCAACCUGGGGAAUAACCUGUGGGAAAGACUGGACCCUUAACAAUGCACACGUCAUUUGCAAAAGUUUAGGAUUCGCUGGUGCAUUGAAGGCAUUUGAUUAUGCUGAAUUUGGAUAUGUUAUAAAUAACAUACAUUUAUCGGAGGCACAUUGCACGGGGAGAGAAAACAACAUCUUCGACUGCCCAGAUGCAAAAUUCGAAACGAUGGACUUCUGCUAUGACGACGGUGCUGGCGUUCAGUGUUCAAUAGAAGACGAAGUCAUCUAUCUGACUGAUGGAACGAGUAUCUUCGAUGGCGUAGUCGUGUACUACUACAACGGCCAACAGAGAUCUGUCUGUAGUGACUCUUGGGACAAGAACGACGCUGACGUUGUCUGCAGAAGUCUGGGACUGGAAAGCGCGCGAAGCAUUACUACAUCUCACAUUUCAGAUGGCAGCCAUGUUGAGGUCACACUCGACCGUGUAGAGUGCACGGGUAAUGAAUCCAGAUUUUUCGACUGUCCUGGGGUAGGAGUUGGAUCUCAUGAGAACUGCAAUGUGUCAGAGGUGUCUGGAGUCACAUGUUCUGGAGGUAUUUACGUAAUUUGUGAGCUCAUCCGUCCACACUAA